Molecule: messenger RNA, 6154 nt
Organism: Austrofundulus limnaeus
Lineage: Eukaryota; Metazoa; Chordata; Actinopteri; Cyprinodontiformes; Rivulidae
Gene: pum2
Product: pumilio RNA-binding family member 2
Exons: 23
Coding region: 162-3788 (1208 amino acids)
Biological process (GO): regulation of mRNA stability; miRNA processing
Cellular component (GO): cytosol; cytoplasm
Molecular function (GO): mRNA 3'-UTR binding
Source: RefSeq, a predicted model, not a curated record
GCUUCUUACAGGGAGGGGGCACCAGCCUGAGCAAACUCAUAGCACUGAGCAAGCAUUGCUAAAUCACCGCUCUCCAAGGUAACAAAACAAUAUAGAAUAGGGUUGACGGCGUGCAACAAGCACAGAGCCUCCAUCGACACGAUAAGGCGCUUUCCCGUGGAAUGAGCAUUCCAUGCAGCAUCCUAGGUAUGAAUGACGUGGCCUGGCAGGAGACGAGAGGUGGGAUGCUGCAUGCAAACGGCGCUCCCGAGUCCGGGGGUGUCCGGGUCCAUGCUGGCGGACCCCUCGCCACAGUUGGGGUGACUGGGCCAGCUCCUGGAGGACCACACUUACAGGGCAUGGACAGAAGCUCUAACCCUGCCCCGGGCACGCCGCAGCCUCCGCUGAGUGGGAGAUCUCAGGACGACGCCACGGUCGGAUACUUCUUUCAGCGGCAGCCCGGAGAGCAGCUCGUUGGUUGUGUACCCGGUAAACACCGCUGGCCGACUGGAGAUGCUAAUCACAUUGAUCAGGUUCGAGUUGUAGAUGAAAUGAAUUAUGACUUUCAAGCUCUUGCUUUAGAGUCCAGAGGGAUGGGAGAGCUUUUACCAGCGAAAAAGAUCUGGGAUUCUGAUGAGUUGCCCAAAGAUGGAAGGAAAGGGAUGCUUCUCGGAGAGGAGUGGCGGGACAAUGCGUGGGGACCAUCUCAUCAUUCGAUGUCUCAGCCCAUCAUGGUGCAGCGGCGACCAGGCCAGAGCUUCCACGGAAACGGUGACGCUAACUCGGUGCUUUCACCCCGCUCCGAAGGCGGAGGCCUCGGGGUGAGCAUGGUGGAAUACGUCCUGAGCUCCUCUCCUGGCGACAAAAUGGACGUGCGCUACAGGAACGGAGGCUUUGGUGGAGGAGAUGCUGACCAAGAUGGGAGAGAAAAACCUGAUGCGCAAGAGAAGGUGUCACCUUUUGAAGAAGACAAAAACCCUGAGAUGAAGGUUGGAGAGGACGGUGAUCCUACCAAGGCCAACGGAAGAGGGCUGCUAAACGGCAUGGAUAGAGACUGCAAAGAUUUCAACCCGACUCCUGGGAGCCGUCAAGCUUCCCCCACCGAGGCGGUGGAGAGGAUGGGUCCCAGUCAGACGGGUUUGGAGAUGAUGGGGCAGCACCACCCUCACGUCCUCCAACAACAGAAUCCUGUCCAAAACAAGGUCCCAACCGAGGACUUCCAGAGCCACGAGGCCCACAACAUGGGCGGUAUGGAGCAGCCGACCGGCGUGGAGUCCUUACAGUUUGACUACGCCGGGAACCAGAUCCAAGUGGACUCCUCGGGAACUCCUGUAGGAUUGUUUGACUACAGUUCCCAGCAACAGCAGCUGUUCCAGAGAUCUAAUCCCCUGACUGUUCAGCAGCUUACAGCAGCUCAGCAGCAGUAUGCUCUGGCUGCAUCUCAGCAGCAGCAUCUCGCCGGACUCGCUCCUGCAUUCGUGCCAAACCCUUACAUCAUUAACGCUGGCCCCCCCGGAACUGACCCCUACACUGCCGCUGGGCUAGCAGCAGCCACACUCGCAGGCCCCACAGUUGUUCCGCCACAAUACUACGGAGUUCCGUGGGGUGUGUAUCCAGCCAAUCUUUUCCAGCAACAAGCAUCAACUGCCAAUCAUUCGGCUAAUCAGCAAGCAUCCAAUCAGGGACCAGGACCAGGUCAACCACAGGUGAUGCGAACAGGAACCAACCAGCGACCUCUGACCCCAGGCCAAGGACAGCAGAGUCAGCAGGAGUCUUUAGCUGCAGCAGCUGCUGCGAACCCUGCACUGGCUUAUGCAGGAAUGCCUGGUUAUCAGGUAUUGGCCCCUGCUGCGUAUUAUGACCAAACUGGAGCUUUAGUGAUGGGCCCCGGUGCCCGAACCGGUCUGGGUGGGCCUGUUCGUCUGGUCCAGACGCCUCUCCUCAUCAACCCUGCUGCAGCACAAGCUGCUGCAGUGUCUGCAUCCGGUUCUGGUAACAGCAUGUCCGGACCUCCAGCCAAUGGCUUGUACCGCUCCAUGCCUCAGCCUCAGCCACAGCAGCAGCAGCAGCCUCCCCCACCCAGCAGCGGUCUGCCCUCCAGCUCUUUCUACGGGUCCGGAUCGGUCCCCAACACCUCUCAGAGUAGCUCCCUUUUCUCCCACAACUCUGCUGCGCCUCCCCACAGCUCCUCCCUGGGCUUCAGCAGCACGGCCGGCUCUCUGGGCAUGGGUCUGGGUUCUGCUCUUGGAGGCUUUGGCUCCUCAGUUUCCAACUCCACCAGUAGCAGCGUGUCUCGCAGGGACUCUCUGCUGGCCAGUUCUGAUCUCUACAAACGGGGCGGCAGCAGCUUGACCCCCAUUGGCCAGCCGUUUUACAACAGCCUGGGUUACUCCUCCUCACCCAGUCCCAUUGGCCUAACACCUGGCCACUCCCCACUCACACCUCCACCUUCUCUGCCCUCCUCCCACGGAUCAUCCUCCAGUCUUCACCUAGGUGGCCUGACGAAUGGCAGCGGGCGUUACAUUUCUGCUGCUCCCGGAGCCGAGGCCAAAUACCGCAGCACCGGCGGCACCUCCAGUCUGUUCAACUCCAGCAGCCAGCUGUUCCCUCCCUCCCGGCCUCGUUACAGCCGCUCCGACGUCAUGCCCUCCGGGCGCAGCCGCCUCCUGGAGGACUUCAGGAACAACCGUUUCCCCAACCUGCAGCUCCGCGACCUGCCGGGACACAUGGUGGAGUUUUCUCAGGACCAGCAUGGAUCCAGAUUCAUCCAGCAGAAGCUUGAGAGAGCCACUCCAGCAGAGAGGCAGAUGGUGUUCGGAGAGAUUCUCCAGGCUGCGUAUCAACUCAUGACUGAUGUUUUUGGGAAUUAUGUCAUCCAGAAGUUCUUUGAGUUUGGGAGUGCAGACCAGAAGCUGGCCUUGGCAACACGUAUCCGUGGGCACGUCCUCCCCCUGGCUCUGCAGAUGUACGGCUGUCGGGUCAUUCAGAAAGCCUUGGAGUCCAUCUCCUCAGACCAGCAGGUAAUUAGUGACAUUGUACGUGAGUUGGAUGGUCACGUGCUAAAGUGUGUGAAGGACCAGAAUGGGAACCACGUGGUGCAGAAGUGCAUUGAAUGCGUCCAGCCUCAGGCCCUGCAGUUCAUUAUCGAUGCCUUCCAGGGACAGGUGUUUGUGCUUUCCACACAUCCUUAUGGCUGCAGAGUUAUCCAAAGGAUUUUGGAGCACUGCACUCAGGAGCAAACCCUGCCCAUCCUGGAUGAGCUGCAUCAGCAUUCUGAACAGCUGGGCCAGAAAUAUCAAGGCGUAUCAUUGGAGAUGACACCCAAAACAUAUUAUACAGUGUCCCGUGAUGCGCUGUUCAAGGAUCAGUACGGUAACUACGUCAUUCAGCAUGUUUUGGAGCACGGCAGACCAGAGGACAAAAGCAAGAUUGUGGCAGAAGUUCGUGGAAAAGUUCUUGUCCUGAGCCAGCAUAAGUUUGCGAGUAACGUCGUGGAGAAGUGUGUGAUCCACUCCUCGCGUGCAGAGAGAGCUCUCCUGAUCGAUGAAGUGUGCUGCCAGAAAGACGGGCCCCACAGCGCCCUGUACACCAUGAUGAAGGACCAGUACGCAAACUAUGUCGUCCAGAGAAUGAUCGACAUGGCAGAACCCGCUCAGCGCAAAAUCAUCAUGCACAAGAUCCGGCCUCACAUCGCCACUUUGCGUAAGUACACAUAUGGGAAGCACAUUCUGGCCAAGCUGGAAAAGUACUACAUGAAGAGCGGCUCAGAACUGGGCCCCAUCGGCGGCCCCACAAACGGACUCAUGUAGUCGACGCUGCCGGGUCCCCCCAGAGAAGAGGAGGAGCUGGAACGCCAAACCCCCUGUUCUGUGAGAGAUCGCCCCCUUUUAGCCAUAAGGCUUCGCCUUCGACACUCUGUCAUCCCCUGUUUUCAGGAGGAGGGGGGUGAACUACCAAAAAAUAAAAUAAAAAAGACAAGUCAAUUUCACCUAAGAAUGCUGUGACAACUGACGCCUGCCACUCUGCCACCCCUGCUGGGGGUCCCAUCAUGGGCCUCAGGGGGCUGCACAGUCAGCAGGCUGUUUUAUUUUUCUCUUCUCCGUUCUUUCCUGGGUAAAGCACAAACCCACUGAGGAUGUAUUGGACUGGUUUUCAUAUUAUCUUGUACAUUUCCUUUUUUUUUACCUUGUAAAUUGUGUGUAAAGAUAAACAAAAAAACAAUUACACAUUUGCUGAAAUUUACAAUUCUUACAAUUAACACCAGCAAGUGACUUUAUAAAAUGAAACUGAGUGAUCCUUUUAAAACAGAAUUCUAUGGUUUUUUUCUAACCAGAUUUAUUAUGUCAGCUGUCCUGAUGAAGUCAAGGUAAUCGAACUUUAUAUUUGUAUAUUGUCCCAUGCCAAAGCAGCUAAUGAGUUAGUUUUCAAACAGCACUACAGACCGGACCCUUCAUUCUGCACGAGAGCAGUUGAAAGGUCCUCAAGACUUGAUUUUCUUUUUUUUUUAAUAGCUUGGCGUUGGAGAUCAGUGUUUUAGUGUUCUGGUUGUGGCUUUUUCUUGCCUCUUUUCCAGAUUUGGUUAAAGGGGAUGGGGGGGCAUGUUUACUCCAGCAGUUGUUUCGGUACUAAAUCUGCCACAAGCUGAUAAAACCUGAGCUGCUGCGUUCGUUGAGCCCUGUUCUGAGCCCUUUUUUAUUUCUUCCUUUCCUUGAUCCAGGUGAUCAUUCUGGGUUUAUAUAAGAAAAUUUCAUAAAGAGGCGGAGCAUGAGGUUUGGUUGUACAGCUGAUGUGGUUUCGUCUUAAAGUGACCAUGUAGGGAGCUUUUUGAGGGGAUGGGGGGUGGGGGCGGGGGGUCUGCAUUAGCAUGCUGUGACCAGUUUUAAUAUUUGAAAUAAUUAUUUUUUUCUUUAUCAUGUUUUGUGUAACAUCUGUCUCGUAGAUGAACACUGCCCUAGAAAACGGUAUAUUUACGUACUGAAUAAUCAUCUCUUUGCGUAGAUGUAGUUUAGCGAUGUAUAGCAUUUUUUUAUGUAUGAGUUUAAAAACAAGGAAGUUGGGUUGGGGGAUUGUUUGCAACGGGAUACUCACCAACCUAAAGUUCAAGAGCUGUCGAGAAAAGAAAAUGUAAAAAAAUAAAAAUAAUAAUUUGUGAAGUUUAUCAGCUUUGUUCGUCUGAGGUGAAAUGAACUAGAAGUAGUUGAUGAUUUGAAGAAAGGGAAGUUUAAAGAACCUAUUGUAAUGGUUCUGUUUUUUUGUUAAUAUAUAAAGAUUUUUUUAAUUAAAACUAUUCUUAUUAAUUGGUUGGGUAUGCAAGUGCAGUAUAUUGGUGGCCGGUUGAGGUGGGCGGGGCCAUUGAAAGCUAUACAAUUCACCUGUAAUGCUCGUAGUGACGGCUUCUUUGCUUCAUAAGAAUUGUAGAUUACGUGUAGUAUAUGUGCAGUUAAGUGUAAGAUUAGUUGAAAAUAUGUCUAGUCGUGGUGUUUGACAGGCCUUGCUCUAAAUUUCUAGUGAUGCUUUUAUUUUGUCUGUACAGUUGUACAUUUGUAAACGUUGAUGCUGUAAAUGGGACGUCUUUUACACUUUUUUUUUUUUUUUCCGGGGAGACAAAGCCUAAAAAUGUCCAUUUAGAUGUGUGUAUAUUCAUCACUCCUUUCACCCCCUCACUUUUUGAAUAUAAUGUAUACAGUUUUAUUUGAUCGAGUGUUAUUUUAAAGAAAAAACAAGAAGAAGAAAAAAUAUAUAUGGCUUUGCAAUCUGGCAUGGUUUUUGUUUUUAAUUUGUUAUAUAAAGGCCAGCCUCUAUUUGUACUGAAGCUGUAACACCCACUGUUGAUAGUCUUCUGUGUGACAAGUUUAAAAGAGACAAAAACAGCAACGAUCUAGAAGCGAGGCUGCGGUCAGUCCUCUCUACCACCAUGGAAACGUCACAGGAUACGACAAGAAUUAUUUUUGUACAGAAGAGUGCUGUAUUUUGGAACAGCUUCUACCUUGUAAGCAAAAGCGUUGUAAAAUAUUGUCAAUUAUAUAAAUAUGAACAUAUGAGUUUUGUCACACUGUCGAAGUCAUGUACAUUUUCAGGUGGCCUUAUGUACAUUUCCAGAUGUUAGAUGAAGAAAACAAAUUCAAUUUUUGGAAGCAGAAUUGUGACUAUGUAUGAUUAAACUGUUCUUCUAACA